Racocetra persica is the source of this 729-nucleotide messenger RNA. NCBI's taxonomy places the organism in Eukaryota, Fungi, Glomeromycota, Glomeromycetes, Diversisporales, Gigasporaceae. The record is from the annotation of a GenBank genome assembly.
AUGCUAAAAAUAAGCCCCUUGCCAAACAGUCUGAUUAGAACUCGUUUUGCCCCCAGCCCGACCGGAGAAUUACAUAUUGGUGGAGCCCGAACGGCACUUUUUAAUUAUCUUUUUGCCAAACAAAAUGACGGUCAGUUUAUUCUCCGUAUUGAGGAUACCGACCUAGAAAGAAAUCGAGAAAUAUUUGUUAAUAAUUUAUAUGAGGAUUUACUAUGGCUGGGAUUAAAGCCUGAUGAAUCGAUUUUUCAAACCGGCCAACAUGGUCCUUAUCGGCAAACGCAAAGAUUGGAUGUUUAUCGGAAAUAUAUUGAAAAGUUAUUAGCCGAAAAAAAGGUCUAUUAUUGCUUUUGUUCUCCGGAGGAAUUAACCCGGGAAAGAGAAAGAUUCAGCCAAGAAACUAAACGAAGCAAUUAUCGAUAUUCCCGGAAGUGCUUACAAUUAAGCGAAAAAGAAAUCCAGUCCUUUCUCCACCAAAAAAAGCCGUAUGUUGUGCGCUUAAAAAUCCCCUCCGCUAAAAAUUACUCUUUUACUGAUUUAGUGCGAGGGGAAGUUAAUUUUCGGAGCCAAGACAUUGAAGAUUUUGUGCUUCUUCGCCAAAAUGGCAUUCCUAAUUUCAAUUUUGCGUGUGUGGUUGACGACCGCUUAAUGAAAAUUAGCCACGUUUUACGAGGCGAGGAGCAUUUAUCCAAUACUGGCAAGCAAUUAGUCUUAUACGAAGCCCUGGGAUGA